UUUGGUCUCAGCUUAAAAUCCCAUAUUUUUUGUGUAUUAAGAACCCUUGCCUUAAAUUAUCUGUGAAAAAUCAUGAUUAUCCAAGAAAACAUGCCGCAGUGUCAGGGAGAUAAAUUCAUAAAAUUCUAACAGCGGACAACCGCAUCAUAGGAAAUCUAGCUGAGAUCGAUGUGCCAAUAGGGUUGCUGUUGUGGCUUUAUCUCCAGCUGCCGGUGCUGCUUAUGGCUUCUCUGUCGCCGCCACCAUCAUGCUAUCACACCCAGAAGGUUCCCUUUCCUGGCAAAAUCACUUCCAUAUCAAAUAACAAUCCUUUUCGUUCAAUUUGGAUUCCUAAGGCGUCUCUUUCUCACUCAAGACCAACCCAGCCAAAAACUCGCCUUCCUUUUGCCGACAACUUACCGCAUCGUGCUUCUUAUCUUCAACACAUACACGAGCUUUGCGAGUCGGGGAAGCUCAAUGAGGCUCUUACCUUCCUGCAAGAAGAUUUUGACAAUUCUAUUUCCACUUCAAUGCAGAAAGAAGAAGCUAUAGAAGUCUUAGUUCAGGCUUGUACGCGCUACAAAGACAUCGAGGUUGGCCGGAAAGUUCACGAAAUGGUCUCGGCAUCGACUCAAUUCAGCAAUGACCUUGUUCUUAAUACCCGGCUUAUUACUAUGUACUCUAUGUGUGGUUCCCCCUUCGAUUCUCAUCUCGUUUUUAAUGGCAUGCUGAGGAAGAACUUGAUUCAGUGGAAUGCGCUUCUUAGUGCCUAUGCCAGAAACGACCUUUUUCAUGAUGCAGUUUUGUUAUUUAUCGAGUUGAUCUCCGUGACGGAAUUCAGUCCAGAUAAUUUCACAUUGCCUUGCGUGAUUAAGGCUUGUUCUGGACUUUUGGACGUUAAUUUGGGUAAGGUAAUUCAUGGAUUAGCGAUAAAGAUGGCUUUUUCCUCUGAUGGGUUUGUGGGUAAUGCGUUGAUUGCAAUGUAUGGAAAAUGUGGGUGUAUCGAUGAAGCUCUGGAAGUGUUUGAAUGUAUGCCUGAAAGAAACUUGAUUUCUUGGAAUUCAAUGAUGUAUGUAUAUUCAGAGAAUGGACUUCCUCACGACAGCUAUGUCCUGUUUAAGGGGCUUCUAAAUAGUGAGCAAGGCCUUGUCCCAGAUUCUGCUACAAUGGUGACAAUAAUACCUGUAUCUGCUUCUGAAAGGGAUUUGAACAUGGGGAUGUUGCUUCAUGGUUUGGCUGUGAAAUUGGGUCUAACUCAAGAAUUGAUGGUUAACAAUUCCCUUGUCGACAUGUAUGCAAAAAGCAAUUACUUGCCUGAAGCGCAAAUUCUGUUUGAUAGGAAUGAUAACAGAAAUGUGGUUUCUUGGAAUUCCCUGAUUGGCGGAUACUCUAAAGAAGGAGAUACUUAUGGAACAUUUGAUCUCCUGCGGAAGAUGCAGAUGAAAGAUGAGAUAGUGGUAAAUGAGGUGACACUACUGAAUGUCCUGCCAGCUUGUUUAGAUGAGUCUCAACUGGGGAGCUUGAAAGAACUGCACGGUUACACUUUCAGGCAUGGAUUUCAAGAUGUUGAAUUGGUUGCCAAUGCUUUUGUAGCCGCUUAUGCAAAGUGUAUGUCACCCACUUAUGCUGAGCGUGCCUUUCAUGGCAUAAAGACGAAGACAGUGAGCUCUUGGAAUGCACUAAUUGGCGGAUAUGCACAAAAUGGUUUUCCUAGAGAGGCUCUGGACUUGUACCUUCUAAUGACAGAGUCUGGCGUAGAUCCUGAUUCAUUCACUGUAGGAAGCCUUCUUCUAGCCUGCGCUCAUCUGAAACUACUACAAUCUGGUAAAGAGAUUCAUAGCUUUAUGCUACGUAAUGGUCUAGAGUUAGAUGAAUUUGUUGGGAUAUCAUUAUUGUCACUUUACAUUCACUGUGAGGACAUGUUACGAGCAAAACUGUUGUUUGAUAAGAUGGAAGACCGAAGUGUAGUAAGUUGGAACUCAAUGAUUAGUGGCUUUUCACAUAAUGGACUUCCUAGUGAAGCCAUUGACACAUUUCGUCAAAUGCUAUUAAAUGGAACUCAACCUCAUGAGAUAGCCAUAAUAGGCGUUCUGGGGGCUUGCUCGCAGUUAUCUGCUCUGCGUUUGGGCAAAGAAGUUCACUCCUUGUUGUUAAAAGCUCAUCUAACAGAGGACACUUACAUUAGCUGCUCGCUGAUGGACAUGUAUGCAAAAUCUGGGUGCAUGAAACAAUCUCGAAACAUUUUUGACAGGUUAAAAGAGAGAAAUGAAGCAUCAUGGAAUGUUUUAAUUGCAGGAUAUGGAAUUCAUGGGCGUGGACACGAGGCUAUAGAGCUAUUUGAAAUGAUGCAAGCCUCAGGCUGCAAGCCAGAUUCUUUGACAUUUAUAGGACUUUUAAUGGCAUGUAGCCAUUCUGGCUUAGUAACGGAAGGGCUCAAAUAUCACAGUCAGAUGCAAAGUUUGUAUGGCAUAGAGCCCAAGCUAGAGCAUUAUGCUUGUGUAGUAGACAUGCUUGGUCGAGCAGGCCAACUGAAUGAAGCUUUAAAACUUGUGAACGAGAUGUCUGAGGAACCAGAUUCAAUGAUAUGGAGUUCAUUACUUAGUUCCUGCAGGAAUUAUGGUGAUUUGGAUAUUGGGGAGAAAGCUUCCAGAAAGUUACUGGAGUUGGGGCCCAACAAAGUUGAAAACUAUGUAUUGCUAUCAAAUUUGUACGCUUCACUAGGGAAAUGGGAUGAUGUGAGAAAUGUGAGGCAAAGGAUGAAGGGGAUUGGCCUUCAAAAAGAUGCAGGUUGCAGUUGGAUGGAGGUAGGAGGGAAAGUGUAUAGAUUUCUCGUUGGAGAUGCAUCACUGUUGGAAUCGAAGAAGAUUUGGCAGACAUGGAUGAAAUUGGAGAAGAAAAUAAGCAAAAUUGGAUACAAACCUGACACAAGUUGUGUGCUUCAUGAACUGGAAGAAGAUGAGAAGAUUGAAAUUCUACGAGGUCAUAGUGAGAAGCUUGCAAUUUCUUUUGGGUUAUUAAAUACAACCAAGGGUUCACCGCUGAGAAUUUGUAAAAAUCUACGUAUUUGUGUGGACUGUCAUAAUGCUGCUAAAUUCAUAUCAAAGGUAGUUAAAAGGGAGAUUAUCAUAAGGGACAACAAGCGCUUUCAUCAUUUUAGUAAUGGGCUUUGUUCCUGUGGAGGUUAUUGGUAAUUAAAGGUGUAAACAAGUUUAUUCAUGCAUUUGUCAGGGUGUGAAGGAUUCCCGAAAUCGUCAACAAAGUUGCAGCUGCAAAACUGCUUCUGCUUUAUUAUUGGAUUUGAACCUUCUGUACAGAUCAGCAGGUUCUAUUUGAAGCCCUGUCAUUGGUCGAUAAAGCUCCAGCCUAAAUCAAUGACUGAUAUAUUUAACAAAGAAAAAGAAAACUUGAUUUGAUUGUGAUUUGGUGUUUUGUUUUCUCAUUUCUAUUAACUGAACUUAUAAGAUAUAUUGAUGAGUUAAAAGGGAAAAAAUUAAUGAA
Messenger RNA from Neltuma alba, 3477 nucleotides. RefSeq names its product pentatricopeptide repeat-containing protein At1g18485. The record is from RefSeq and is a predicted model, not a curated record. Lineage: Eukaryota; Viridiplantae; Streptophyta; Magnoliopsida; Fabales; Fabaceae. Gene Ontology annotation, molecular function: zinc ion binding; RNA binding; protein binding. The coding region runs from base 222 to 3170 and encodes 982 amino acids. Gene Ontology annotation, biological process: RNA modification. The transcript has a single exon.